Messenger RNA from Boleophthalmus pectinirostris (great blue-spotted mudskipper), 2061 nucleotides. Its product is annotated as cytosolic 5'-nucleotidase 1A-like. The record is from RefSeq and is a predicted model, not a curated record. Gene Ontology annotation, molecular function: 5'-nucleotidase activity; nucleotide binding; magnesium ion binding. Gene Ontology annotation, biological process: nucleotide metabolic process; adenosine metabolic process. NCBI's taxonomy places the organism in Eukaryota, Metazoa, Chordata, Actinopteri, Gobiiformes, Gobiidae. Gene Ontology annotation, cellular component: cytoplasm; cytosol. The coding region runs from base 150 to 911 and encodes 253 amino acids. The transcript is spliced from 6 exons.
AGGAAAUCAGUUUUAUGCUUCACGCUUUUGGCUUGAUUUAGAAAAGUUUGUUUUUGUUUCGCGUUUAGGUGUGGCGAAAGGGGUCAAGAUAACCCGUUAGAGAAUUAUUAACCGGUUUAAAGCUGCAAAAAGUGAAUGCAGAAGUGGAAAUGGUCGAAACACUUGAGAAUGCAGACGUCAAACAGGUCAGUGCAGAAAAUGCUCUGGUGAUCGCGGUCUCUCACAGCGCCGUGUUUGGAGCAGAAGAAGAAGAGGUUCAAGGAGCCGGAGUCGCCUUCCCUCUUCUACAGGCGGUGCAGAGAGUGAACGAGCGCCUGUUGCAGUUGGACUCAUCUGGCUCUGAGUCUUUUGAGUUUGAGGUGGUUCUGAUCUGCACAAACAGAGUCCAGAGAGACCAGGUCCAGACCAAGACCAGAGCCCACGGUCUGCAAAUCCACCGUUUCAGUUUUUCUGGUGAGGACGACAUCACUGACAGUUUACUGGAAAAUAAAGUCCAGCUUUUUCUGACGACAGACUCAAAUGAGGCCACACAAGCAGCAAACAAAGGAGUCCUGUCCGCUAUCCUGGGGCCUCUCUCAGCCUGUGGACCCUCAGAGCAGCUCAGAGUCAUGUUCUGUGGAGACGCCAUCUUGGAUCCCAGCUCUGAACUGAACACAGGACGUCAUCAGGCCUCACAGAUGUUUUGGUCUCAUCUCGGUAAAAUCCGUCAGAAGUUUGGAGUAGUGGACAGUCCUCUGUCGCUGGUCCUGCUCUCCUCUCAAAGAGACAUAAACAGCUGCAGCAGGUCCCUCCGAUCGCUCCGGACCCUCGGCGUGAACGUGGACGAGGCGUACUGUUUGGGAGGCUCGCCGCAGAAUCCCAUCAUAUCACUGCUGCGACCUCACUUCCUGCUCGGAGCGCCGGAGGAAUGAUGUCAUCAGGUCACAUGAUUAGAAAAUAUGGAAUGAAAGGAGUGUAAAAGGGUCUUUUUUUAACUGUAGUCAAACAUAAGACAUGGUAAAUGGUGAAAAGCGUAGGCUACUGAAAAUUUGUACUAGUAAAGUAAAAGUACAGUUUGAUAGCUACAACUCAGAGUACUGAAACGUAUGACUACUAGUGAGUUACUAGUUAUUUUUACACAACUUUGAUAGCAUUUUGGAUUUUACUGGCCAGUCCCUUCUACAUUCUGACCGAAUCCACUUGGAACGGUCCAACCACAGCACAUUUGUAUCACAUGUUACUCAAAUGCGGAAGACAUCUCUUGAAAAUUCUCAUAUUAUCCAGAACAAAAUAUGUAUGUUAUUAUUUUACCUCAGAUAAAUAAGUGUUUGGUGCUUUGACUGUUGAUUUUGCAGAAAAAAGGCAGUUUCUCAGUCCUUGGUGUAGAUUUUUCUGCUUUGUUUUAAAUGGAAGCUCACCGCCAUGUUUGUUUUCACCCGAACAGAGCAUGUGUCGCUCACUGGUUAAUCAUCUUGUUACUCAGGCCCUCUUGUUACUCAGGAAGACAGGAUACGUUUCCACCUCGUCUUUGUAAAGUUUUUGUCAAAGCGUGUGGUUCUGCCUGGACAGGUCAGUCUUAUUUUAAACAGUUAAAAGCUGAAUUAAAUUGUAGUGCAUAUUCUCAGAGCUGUGGACAAUCCGAGCAGGAGCCAGGCGAUGCGGUGCUGUUAUGUGUGUGGGUUGAGAGAAGAAGAGGAGGAGACAGUGGUGGAUUGGGAGUCAGACUUGUGCUGUACUCAUUUUUAAUGCGGCUAAUUACAGUUACAUGGCUAGAAUUAUACUCAGGUUUAGAUAUUUAGUCAAAAAAGUACAAUUAUCCAAAAACUCUAAGUAGUUACUUUGCCCCCCAUAUUUGUGUUGUUUUUUUUUUUGCAGAGUGACUUUGGCCAGCAGAGGGCAGAAUAUCAGCACUUUAAAACUGAGCAGAGCUUUGAUAACAUUUAGAUAAAGAUUUUUUGUCAGUAAAACCUGCACUGUCUUUGCAUAGAGAUGAUAAAAAUGCAAGAAAAAUACCACAGAGGCCUUAAACUGUCUGUGUGCCUUAAAGGUCAUUAUUAAAGAGGUUUGAUAUUUAAAAAAAAA